Molecule: messenger RNA, 2073 nt
Organism: Arvicola amphibius (Eurasian water vole)
Lineage: Eukaryota; Metazoa; Chordata; Mammalia; Rodentia; Cricetidae
Gene: Zkscan8
Product: zinc finger with KRAB and SCAN domains 8
Exons: 6
Coding region: 233-1990 (585 amino acids)
Biological process (GO): central nervous system development; regulation of transcription by RNA polymerase II
Cellular component (GO): nucleus
Molecular function (GO): DNA-binding transcription factor activity, RNA polymerase II-specific; RNA polymerase II cis-regulatory region sequence-specific DNA binding
Source: RefSeq, a predicted model, not a curated record
UGCAUGCUGGCCGGUUCUGCAGCUCCGAGGCUUUGGAAGUUAGCGACUGGAGGGAUCCCUCCUGGCUUUGGCGUCCGUCGAGUCUCCUAGCGCGCUUCCCGGUCCGCGCUGUGCCGUAUCCCGCCCUCGGGCAGCGUGCGGAGCUCUCUCGAAGUACCCUGGAGGUCCUCGGAAGACUUAAGAAGAUUUAGAAGGUAGAGGAAAGGGACCUUUUAAGCUUCUCUGGCCCUAAAUGGCUGCAGAAUCAAGAAAGCCUUCUUCGGCCCCAUCUCCACCAGACCAGACUCCUGAAGAGGAUCUUGUAAUUGUCAAGAUAGAGGAGGAUCAUGGUUGGGAUGAGGAAUCUAGCAUGCAUGAAAAUAAUACUGCUGGCCAAGAACUGUUUCGCCUACGUUUCAGGCAGCUAUGCUACCAGGAGACACUAGGACCCCGGGAAGCUCUGAUCCAGCUACGAGCACUUUGCCAUCAGUGGCUGCGGCCAGACUUGAACAGCAAGGAGCAGAUCCUGGAACUGCUGGUACUGGAGCAGUUCCUGACCAUCCUGCCAGGGGAGCUGCAGACUCUGGUGAAGGAACACCAGUUAGAAAAUGGAGAGGAGGUAGUGACCCUGUUGGAGGACUUGCAAAGGCAGAUUAAUAUCCUAGGACAACCAGUCUCAGCUCGUACACAUGGGCACAGAGUUCUCUGGGAGGAAGUCAUACCUUCAGAAUCUGCACCAGAAACUCCAAGUACUCAGUUUCGACCCCUGGCAACCAAACAUAAAUCUCCAGUGCCCCAGAAGCCACAGGACAGAGGAGAGAGGCCAGAUUUCACUUCUAAGGCCAUGUCUGCUUCUCAGAGUCCUACUCCUUCCCAGAAAGGAAGUUCUGGAGAUCAGGAGGUGACAGCUAGACUUCUCACUGCAGGGUUCCAGACUUUGGAAAAGAUUGAAGACAUGGCUGUGUCUCUUAUUCGAGAAGAGUGGCUUCUUGAUCCAUCACAGAAGGAUCUGAAUAGAGAUAACAGGCCCGAGAAAUACAGAAACAUGUUCUCCCUGGAUGGUGAGACCAGGAGUGAGAACAAGGAAUUCUUUUCAAAACAGGUAAUAUCAACCGGAAUCCAGCCACAUGGACAAACAGCUGCCAAGUGCAACGGGGAUGUUAUCGUGGGUCUUGCACACGGAGAAACCCAAGACAGAUUAGAGAGGCAGCAGGGAAAUCCCACACAAGAGAGACGGCAUAAAUGUGAUGAAUGUGGGAAAAGCUUUGCUCAGAACUCAGGCCUUGUUCGACACUGGAGAAUCCACACUGGAGAGAAACCCUAUCAAUGUAAUGUGUGCAGUAAAGCCUUCAGCUAUAGGUCAGCCCUUCUUUCCCAUCAGGACAUCCACAACAAAGUGAAGCGCUAUCACUGUAAAGAAUGUGGUAAAGCCUUCAGUCAGAACACGGGCCUGAUCCUGCACCAGAGAAUCCACACUGGGGAGAAGCCCUAUCAGUGUAAUCAGUGCGGUAAGGCCUUUAGUCAGAGCGCAGGCCUGAUCCUGCACCAGAGAAUCCACAGUGGGGAGAGACCGUAUGAAUGUAAUGAAUGUGGAAAAGCUUUCAGUCAUAGUUCACACCUCAUUGGACACCAGAGAAUCCACACUGGGGAGAAACCCUAUGAGUGUGAUGAGUGUGGGAAAACAUUCAGACGCAGCUCCCAUCUUAUUGGCCAUCAAAGAAGCCACACUGGGGAGAAACCCUACAAAUGCAAUGAGUGCGGGAGGGCCUUCAGUCAGAAAUCAGGCCUGAUUGAACAUCAGAGAAUCCAUACUGGAGAAAGACCAUACAAGUGUAAAGAAUGUGGGAAAGCUUUCAAUGGGAACACUGGUCUCAUUCAGCAUCUGAGAAUACACACGGGGGAGAAGCCCUAUCAAUGCAAUGAGUGUGGGAAAGCCUUUAUUCAGAGAUCAAGCCUCAUUCGACAUCAGAGAAUCCACACUGGAGAAAAGCCUGAAACCACAGGAGUUUAGGAAAAGCUUUGGUUGUUGUCUGAGUAUUAUUCAGCAUUAGGGAAACCAUGUAGUAGUGGAGAAGUCUAGUGAAAAGAGCAGAA